This is a messenger RNA of Cordyceps militaris CM01, 3777 nucleotides long. Its product is annotated as GPI-anchored cell surface glycoprotein, putative. The coding region runs from base 1 to 3777 and encodes 1258 amino acids. The transcript is spliced from 6 exons. The record is from RefSeq and is a predicted model, not a curated record. Lineage: Eukaryota; Fungi; Ascomycota; Sordariomycetes; Hypocreales; Cordycipitaceae.
AUGCACAUCGGACCGUUGAUCAGUGGUUCAGUGCAAAUACCACUCGAGCACAGGAAUUACCUGCAGUGGGAGCACACCACCUUUCUCUACUCUCUGCGCCGACUCUUCGACCACAUCUCCACCACCCCCCCCGUUUGCGAGGCACCACAGCCGCCUCCAUAUCACACAGCCAUGUCGCUCAACGGCCUCGACGACCCCAAGGUCGCAGACGCCUUCCAGACCGCUGGCGCCGAACCUGGAGGCUGGUUCCUGCUCAAAUAUACUCGCCGCGACGAAGUUGAAAUCCUCGGCACUGGUGCUGGUGGCAUUGCAGAGCUUCGUACCAGCAUUGAAGGAUACACCCAGGAGAGCCCAUUGUACGGUUAUAUCAAAUACAGGCGUCGCAAUGUCGUGCUCAAAUAUCUCCCCGAGGACUCAUCCCGCUUAAUACAAGCUCGUGUCGCCGUCCACUUCAAUUUCGUCUGCGAGCGAUUCUCCCCCUAUGACACGAUUUUCGAGAUCGACUCUGCCACGGCCCUGACUGACACGAAGCUCUCCGCCGCCUGCUCCCUGCAUACCGCCUCAGGCUCGACAGCUUCCUCUACCAGCUCCCGAAAGAAACGUCUGGUAGAGAUUGCCGAGGAGGAUGAGGACGACCAACCCGCCUCGAAGCGCAAGUCCGUCACGGCCGAUGCCCUCCCUCCCAAGACGCCUGUCGAUCCGAGCUGGAACCGGGAUCCCGUUACUCUGAAUGCUGAUCUGGCCUCCUCGCCCGAGCAAAGUAAAUUCUCCGCUCAAGAUACCGCUGAGCCCCCCACCUUUGUUGGGGUCGACGAGCGUCCCUCGACAUCAGAUUCCUACGACCGCAGCCUAUCUAGUUCGUCAUCUUACCCCUAUGGCAAACCCAAGGUCAAGCUUGGCCCCCGACCCUCUCUCGACGUCAAUGUCCGUCCUCAGACGGCCGGAAAUUUCAGACCCGUGUCUGCCAUCCCCGCAGGAUAUAAGCUUUUUGGCAAGGGCGGCAAGAGAACCAAGAGUCGCGAGAGUAAUAUUCUCGUCUCUCCGCAAGAAGAAGUUCCCAGCAUGGACUUCACCGUUGCUUCCGAACCCGACGACGCAUCCAAAGAAAACACCGACCCGGCCCUUACCCUGUCCAACCCCGAAACCACCCUCAAGCCUACCAAGAAGAUUUCGCCCGAAAAGGCACGACUCAAGAAGGCUAUGCAAUUGCGCGAGAAGAAGCGCCUCGCUGCCGAAAAGGCUGCCCAGGAAGAGGACGAUGCUGCUGUUGCCACUGACACUGUAGAGGCCCAAGUGCAAGCCGAAGCUGCGGGAGAUGCGCCCGCUGACAAUGAGAUUUUGGCUCAACCCGCUCUUGGCCACCCCACUGUUGAAACACCCGCAGAUGAGGCAGUUGAUCUCUAUGUCGAUGCAAAUUCAACCGCAUCACUCGCCGACCAGGUCUCCGAGGCAACCGCUACAGACUCUCAUCCAGCAAGUCCGGGUUUGGCCGACUCGGAGACGGCCGACUCGACAAAAGCCUCAUCCAUUUCUGAAGGCACCGAUGAGACCGUUGUUGAAAAAGAGGAAGCUGGUGAAACGACACCCCAACAGAAAGAAGCGGACGCUCUUGCCCAAGUCGCGGCACUGCCCGAAAAGGACCUAAGACACAUGACGACACAGGACCACAUCAAGGCCACCGAAGCCGCCCUCUUUGGUUCCUCAGACGUGGAUACGGAUGCUACCGAGGAACCAGUCGCUAUCCCAGUGCCAGCCUUCUCGACCAACAACUCUGAUUCUCCGCCUGUUGACAAGACCGCAGAACCAUCCCCUGAAGAAGCCAAGGAGGAAGUAAAGGAGGCAGAGCAGCCCGCUGCUGAUAAGCCUGCAGACCCGAGUCCCGCCGCCCAACCCUCUGCUCAUGAUCUUCUCGCCGCGACUCGUGCCGCCGCGGAGCCAUGUAUCGGAACUCCUUCUGUAAAGGUUACGCAUAGCCCCCUUGCUACCCCCGCCCUCGCCACCUCUAACGAGGUUAUAACUGUUGCUGCCGAGCCAGCCAAGGAAAAUUUUGCAGAGUCGAAAUCAGAGUCAGGCAACAUUGCUGAGGUCAAGACUGAGCCCGCUGAGCCUGCUGAGCCCGCCGAGCCUGUUGCACCUGUCGCGCCUGUUGAGCCUGCUGAGCCUGUUGCGCCUGUCGCGCCUGCUAAGCCUGCUGAGCCUGCCAAGGAGAAACGCAAGGGUCUGGUUGAGCCGAUCCAGACGACUGGAAUUGACAACCAAGUCGGGGCAAACCGACCAUCUACUACAGCUGCAGUGAUUGCGGAGGAAGACACAAACCUGUCUAUCACCGCAACGCCAGUUACCCCUGUAACACCCGAGGGUGGUCUCGCGGCGUUGCCUCCGUCCACGAGCACGACCCCGCAGCCCUUCGCUGUCAGAACCGUCUCGAACCCUGUACGUGGAAAUCUGAAGCCGCCCUCUGAUGUGAGCCAGUCGUCGGUCCGUUCUAUGAGCUCUGGAGCCGCGUACCUUCACAAGAUCAACCAGCAACAGACCAAUGCAAACCUCUCGUCCAAGUCCAAUGUUGGUUCCAGCAUCUCGCAGCGCAUCAAGGCUCUCGAGAUGCUUUCUGCCAGCAGCGGCUCCGAGAUCCGGCCCGUCAGCCGUGAGCGCCCCCAGUCGACCUUCUUUUCCGUCAAGAAGAGCGAGCCCCUACGUGCCCCAUCAGUGGUUGAGCGCGCUUCUUCUCUGCGGAUGACUGCUCCGCCUUCCCGUGAUGGUUCUGAUUCCUCACCCGAGACCAAUCGGCCGCAACGCGGACGCUCGGGCUCCAUUUCCAACAGACUCUCCAUGUUCCAGCCUUCGCCUGACUCGACUCGUGGCGCGCCAGAAUCCAUUUCGGUGACGGCCAAGAUCGUUCGCGACCCCGACCAGCACGUAAACGAGCCUCCUAGAGAUGUACUUGGUUUCAACCCCCUGGAUCUCAAGCAGUCGCCACUCUUUGUUAGCCACCAGAAGCCCACACAGGAUUCCAACACCACCAGUAUCGAACCCCCCAUCGAUUCUCUCAAGGACGAAGGACGCCGCUCUUCCGUCAACCUUGUUCGCACUCUAAGGAAGGACAAACGAACAAUCUCGACAGAGCCUGUUCCUGCUGCCUCACCCCCACCUGCCAAUGGGUCUUUCUCACCUCGCAUGUCGUUUAGCAGCCGCCGAUCAACUGGCAAGGAAAGCGAAGAAGCCCAGUCUCCCGAUUCAAAUGACACCCUCUCGGGCGGCGAAGACAAGUCAAACGAUGGCAAACUAUCGCGCGCCAGCCGCUUUAUGCGCCGUCUCUCUAACCUCUCCGGCGCGCGCGGCAAGACGAUCCUACCCCCCGCCAUCAAGUCGCCGCUUGCGCAUAAUGAAGACCAGCGCCUUGAGGCGUCCCGCCCCUCCACUACCGGCACCUCGCCUUGGAUCGUCUCUUACCUCGGUGACGUCAACGUGCAGUUUCCAGACAACCUGCUCUGGAAGCGCCGCAACCUGUGCAUCGACUCGCAAGGUUUCCUUGUGCUCAGCGCGCUGCCCGCACCCAGUAGCCGCGCUGCCCAAGGCACCAAGCGCUACCACCUGAGCGAGUUCCGCCCACCAUACUGCCCGGACGUCGAGGUCCAAGAGCUCCCUAAUAGUGUUGUCCUCGACUUUGUUGAGGGAACCAGCCUGCAGCUUGCCUGCGAGGACCGUACCGGCCAGGUUAGCGUCCUCAACGACCUGUCGGAUGCGCACUCGAAGCAUGCCGCGCAGUUUGGACAAUAA